Colletotrichum costaricense is the source of this 1941-nucleotide messenger RNA. RefSeq lists its product as uncharacterized. The transcript is spliced from 2 exons. NCBI's taxonomy places the organism in Eukaryota, Fungi, Ascomycota, Sordariomycetes, Glomerellales, Glomerellaceae. Gene Ontology annotation, molecular function: transmembrane transporter activity. Gene Ontology annotation, biological process: transmembrane transport. Bases 1 to 1941 code for a protein of 646 amino acids. Gene Ontology annotation, cellular component: plasma membrane. The record is from RefSeq and is a predicted model, not a curated record.
AUGGGUCAAGUCCCUCUGCCUCUGGAUGGCAUCUCCACUGGCGACUCAGACAUUGAACGGUCCAACAUAACCGAGGUUACGAACAUUAACCAUGUCAAGGGGAAAUCAAAUCCUGCCGCGCUUGGAGAGUCAACCACAGUCAUAGCAGAUGGGAUUGAUAUCCCUCUCAACAUCGAUGCGCUAGAUCCGGCAUUCCAGCUCUCAGAAUGUUUGCGAUCACACGGUAUCGAAGGCCUCCUCGAGGAGGACUACCCAUCAUCCCUCGAUACGAGAUACCAAUCACCAUUCGCAUGGCCAUUACGAAAGAAGAUCACGGUGCUCUUUGGGACCUUCCUCGCCUCGACCCUAGCCGCCUACUCUGCCGGCGCUUAUGCCAUGGCCGCUGCCCCCCUGGUUGAGAAAUGGCAUCUCACGAACACCCAAUUCAACCUAGGCAUCACCCUCUUCGUCUUGGGUUUCGGCUUCGCGCCCAUGAUACUAGCCUUGAUCAGCGAGAUCUACGGCCGCUACUGGGUCUUUGUCGGUUCAGGUGCCGUAUUUUUCCUGGGAACCCUGGGCUGCGCGGUGACACAGUCGUUUCCUGGCAUGUUGGUCUCUCGUCUGAUUACGGGCAACGGGGCAUCAGUCUUUGCGACGCUGACCGGGGGCGUGGUGGGAGACGUAUUCCACAAGGAGAAUCGCAACACGCCCAUGGCCCUUUACUCGCUCACGAUCAUGAUUGGAACCGGGUUGGGUCCCAUGAUCAGCGGUAUAAUCGUCGACAACCUCCAUUGGAGAUGGAUCUUUUACGUGCAGAUGAUCACUGUCAGUUGUACCACGUUAGUUAUCUUCAUCUUCUUCGCCGAGACGCGGAGUAAUGUUGUACUUGAGCGGAAGUGCGUAACUCUCAACAAACAUUUCGACGGUAUUCGCCUGCAGCGGGUCUCGUCGCCGAUUGGGGACAAGAGUGGAUUGCGGCAAGGCACCGAGCAGCUGAGCGAGGGUCAGUCGCAACCUGUUCGUGUCCAGUUCCGCGCCCAUUUCGAGGGUCCUGAGCUUGAUAUGAGUAUCCUUUGGCGGAGCUUCUCCUUCCCCCUGAAACUUCUUUGCACCGAAUCCGUCGUCUUUUGGUUCUCCGCCUGGGUUUCAUUCGCGUGGGCAAUCCUAUACAUGCAGUUCAACAGUAUCGGUCUGGCAUUCCGCUCCGUGUAUGGCUUCAACAGCAGUCAGGUAGGAGGUAUCUACACUUCAGUCAUUAUUGGAUCGGUAAUCGGGGCGGUGAUUACAAUCUUCCAGGAGCCGAUCUUCAAGAAGUUCAUGCCUCAACGGAUGGCAACGCCGGAAGGAAGACUCUAUUCUGCAUGUGUUGAGUCACUCUUCCUGCCGAUCGGGCUGUUUUGGUUUGGUUGGAGCUCGUCUCCCAACGUACCUUGGAUUGUGCCUGCACUCGCAAUCACCUCCGUGACGGUUGGCAUCUUCACCAUCUAUCUGGCUGUCUUCAACUAUCUGGCGGACACCUAUCACCGAUAUGCCUCCUCCGCUCUAGCAGCACAGUCUAUGUGCCGGAAUCUGCUUGCCGGAGUUCAACUCACUCAAAUCAUAUCUGGCCUCGUCUUGGUCCUCGGAGCGCAAGCUGCUGCUACGCCUGCCACAAUGCAGAAGCGCGACACUGUUAGUCUCGGCGUCUUCCACGACGGAGGCUGUGCUGGCAGUUAUACCAACAAUUUUGACGUCUCCUCUGGCCGGUGCCAAGAUUUUUCGGGAAAUGUCUACGGGGCAUUAUUCGCAAACAGAGGCGGGAACGUCUGCAAGCUCAAGUUCUGGGCAAAUGCCGGGUGCAGUGGAAAGGCGACGGUCAGCACGGUCAACGCAUACGAGGACCAUUCUUGCGUUCCUGUUGCCAACAAGGACGGACAGUUCUACUUGACCGAUGGAGCACGGUCUGUGUACAUCACUUGCUGA